AUGUCUCUAUUAUUAUCAGGAUGGCCAGACUCAUCAGAAUCUCGUCAGCGUAUGUUGGAAAGCUCAUCCAGCACCAACUUUCCAACGGCUUAUGCUUAUCCUGAGGUCUCACGUUACUUAACAUUCCGUGGGUUUUUACGGAGAGUAAAAAAUGCUUUGAUCUUAACUGUUACUCCAUUGCUUUUCCUUCCACUACUACUCAGUCCAAAACAGGAAUGGAGAUGUGCCUUCUGUGUUUGUGUCGUAGCAGUUUAUUGGAUGUGCGAAGUAAUGCCUUUGGCAGUUACAGCCAUGUUACCAGUCGUUCUAUUUCCUUUAACAGGUGUAUUAGACUGUAAUACAACUGCUAAAGAAUUUAUGAAUGAUACAAACUUUCUCUUCAUUGGAGGACUGAUAAUGGCCACAGCUGUUGAAAAAUGUGAUUUGCAUCAGAGGGUAGCUUUAUCUGUUCUUAAAAUGGUCGGAGGAGAACCUAAAUGGAUCAUGCUUGGAUUCAUGCUCGUCACGGCUUUGUUAAGUAUGUUCAUCUCUAACACAGCCACAACAGCUAUGAUGGUUCCGAUUGGUCAAUCAGUCAUUUCUCAGCUGAUCGCCUCAUUUGAAUCUCAUCCACAAAAUAAUGAAGCCGGAAGAAGAGGAUGCAAGAAAAUGGCUACGGGAUUAGUGAUGUCCAUCUGUUUUGCUGCUAACAUCGGAGGAACAGGAACGGCCACAGGAACUCCUUCAAAUCUUGUGAUGCUCGGACAAUUGGCAAACUUAUUCCCUAACUCUGAUGGAAGUCUAAACUACAUUUCGUGGAUAGUAUUUGCUUGUCCACUGAUGUGUGUUUGUCUGUUUGUAGCUUGGCUUAUUCUCUGCUUCUUCUUCUUACGCACUGCUCCAGCUAAAGACGAUCACAUCACUGAACUGCUCCACUCAAGAUACGAUAAAUUGCCAAGGAUAAGUUAUGCUGAGAAAUCUGUUUGCUAUUGUUUCGGCCUUCUUCUCUUCCUCUGGAUUUUCCGUAACCCAGGAAUCUUCGAAGGAUUCGGCAGUCUCUUCCCUAAAGGGUUCUACACCGAUGCUACUUCUGCAAUGAUUGUUUCUUUCCUUCUUUUCGUACUACCCAAUGAAAAACCUGACCUCUUUACUUAUGUAAAAGACGAUGACCUUAAGAAGAAAGAAUGUCUAAUGGAUUGGCCCACCAUGCAAAAAACUUUCCCAUGGAGUGUUGUUCUUCUUUUGGGUGGAGGAUUCGCUUUGGCUGCUGGAGUCAAAGAAUCUGGGUUAUCCGUACAAAUUGGAAUUUCAUUGGCUGAGCUCAGCCACUUGCCUCUUUGGGUUCUUCAACUCUUAACUAUGGCCAUUGCUAUGGUCAUUACGAACAUUUGCAGUAACACCGUUACAGCCAGUAUUUUCGUCCCCAUCGUAGCAACUUUGGCUCAACAAACGGGUGAUCAUCCAUUCACUCUGAUGUUACCAGUCACUCUAGCUUGUUCCUUUGCCUUCGUUCUGCCUGUUGGAACUCCACCAAAUGCCAUUGUAUUCGGAAGUGGAAUGGUCAAAGUAUCAGAUAUGGCAACCGUUGGAAUCGUUGUGUCCUUAGUGACUCUACUUCUCACAAUAGCUUAUAUGAAUACUGUAGCUCUUCUUCUGUUACCGUUGAACGAAUUCCCUGCUUGGGCUGUCAUGGAAAAUGCCACACAAGCUCUUUAA
Auanema sp. JU1783 is the source of this 1695-nucleotide messenger RNA. Lineage: Eukaryota; Metazoa; Nematoda; Chromadorea; Rhabditida; Rhabditidae. The record is from the annotation of a GenBank genome assembly.